This is a messenger RNA of Anopheles coluzzii, 1392 nucleotides long. Its product is annotated as zinc finger and BTB domain-containing protein 41-like. Gene Ontology annotation, cellular component: nucleus; chromosome. Gene Ontology annotation, molecular function: zinc ion binding; chromatin insulator sequence binding. The transcript has 4 exons. Bases 241 to 1293 code for a protein of 350 amino acids. Gene Ontology annotation, biological process: regulation of transcription by RNA polymerase II. Lineage: Eukaryota; Metazoa; Arthropoda; Insecta; Diptera; Culicidae. The record is from RefSeq and is a predicted model, not a curated record.
AAAGACUACACCAUCACCGGACGAAACCGAUUCUAGACGAUGAUGUCGGUCGAACCUGCCUUCCGAAGUCAGUUCCGAAAAGGUCGGAGUCGGAUCGGAUUCGACUCUGGAUUUUUUUUUCUCCAACUUUACCCAUCACUAGUGUGAAGGGCCGAAACGGCGCUAAUUUUGACAGCUCCUUCGAUCAUCAUCACAGCGUUGUUUACCAACAAUAUUCCGCACAUCAGCAGCAACAGCAGGAUGGCGAGCGACGAUGCUCCCUUGCAAGAUUCCGUUUCUUGCAACACAGAACAAAAAGAAGCCGAACAAGAAGCCCCGCAAAGUUUGUUGCAUAUUUGCCGAUUUUGUCUGUCCCGCGAUGAGGAAGAUUUGAUUCCCCUAGAGAACGUACUACUACUAACGCUUACGAUCGAGGACAUUCUGCUGUUUACAGGCAUCCAGAUAGAGGAGGAGGACUAUGGAGAAAUCGCCUUGUGCGUGAAAUGUACGAACAAGAUACAGAUCUGUUCCUACUUCCGGCACUGCUGCCUAACCAACGAUACCACCUUUCGCGAGCUGUGCGCGGACCUGAUCGCCAAAGUAAAGGCGGCACGCAUCGAAGCGAAGGAAGCGGCGGCCGCCGCAGAACAGGCCUUGCGGGAGGCUGAGGAAGCCGCACUGGAAGUAGAGGCCGCCAACCAGCACUGCGACACGAUCGAGCUUAGCAGUGACGAUGAGUUUAACUACUCGGCCAACUACAUCAAACCCGGCGAAGUGUUACACAUUGAGGAGCCGAUGUACAGACCGUCCGAUUGGGACAUGAGCUUAAAUCCGACGCCCCCAGCCGUUCAGUGCCAUCCGCGCGAAAAGGGCAAGCGCAAACUGCAUCUGUGCGAUCUGUGCGGGCUGAAGGUUGGCCACAUUCCUACCCACUACCUGGACCACAGCACGGUGGCAACGGUUGGCUGUCCGUACUGUCCGGUGAAAAUGAAGGCCCAGAAAAGUAUCAACGAACACAUCCACACGGUGCACUUUAAGCUCGUCUCGAAAACGUGCGAAAUCUGCGGCAAAGGCUUCGUCCACCAUAAAACGUACAGAUACCAUAUGAUUACACACCAAGACGAGGGAAAUACGUUCGAAUGCAAAGACUGCUCGAAAACAUUCACCAACUCAAUCUACCUGCGGGACCACAUUAAGAGGGUGCAUAAUGCGGCGAAAAAAGUUAAACCCAAGGACUCGGAAGAAACCGUGAAAAAAAAAAGAAUCCGAUCACGCAAUUCUGAAGAUAACCGCAUCUACCCCGACUCGGACUGAGGGCCUAAAUCUGCUUACAAGCCACCAUCGGCAGACGAAUGAGCCACCAAUGUUAAUGUAUUUUUAACUUCCAGUAUACUAAAACGCUUUCUAACUAUA